Messenger RNA from Maylandia zebra (zebra mbuna), 744 nucleotides. RefSeq names its product developing brain homeobox 2 (gene dbx2). NCBI's taxonomy places the organism in Eukaryota, Metazoa, Chordata, Actinopteri, Cichliformes, Cichlidae. Gene Ontology annotation, molecular function: DNA-binding transcription factor activity, RNA polymerase II-specific; DNA binding. Gene Ontology annotation, biological process: regulation of transcription by RNA polymerase II. The record is from RefSeq and is a predicted model, not a curated record.
AUGGUCUCAGUUCAGAGCUGUACCAGGAAGAAUAUGGCUGGCUGUCCUCCUGCUGUACCGGGAUAUGGGAGCUCAGGAAAGAGUUUUCUUAUCGACAAUCUGCUGCAGUCUCAGACACCUUCAGCCGCUUCAAAAUGGACAACGAGUGGACACCUGAGACGAGCAGCGUGUGAAUGCCCAAGGAGAACCUGGGGCCCUGAGGACGGAGCCUUGGAAAGUCGGACCCAAAGUCUUCGGCCAGUGAAAGACUUAGGAGGGCCACAUCUGCCACGUUCUGAUGUGCUGAGCAGUGUUUUCCUGCCGAGCCCGCAGUAUCUGUUGGCAUGCUGCGGUGGGUCCAGCCCCCCUCCUGUCUUCUCCAAGGGAGCAAACAUUCAGAUGUGGUCUGCUAAUGCAAGUCCAAACUCACGUAGAGGGAUCCUUAGGAGAGCUGUGUUCUCUGAAGAACAAAGGAAAGAGCUGGAGAGGACCUUUCGAAGACAGAAGUACAUUAGCAAGACAGACAGGAACAAACUGGCAGCUAAUCUCAGCCUUAAGGAGUCACAGGUAAAGAUUUGGUUCCAGAACCGGCGCAUGAAGUGGCGAAACUGUAAAGAGAAGGAGGUUCAUAACAUUCGUUCCCCAAUGGAUGAGCUCAUGGCCCGCGGUCUUGGUCAGGAAGAAGAACCACAGAAUUACACUAAUGCAAAAACAGAGAGAUCAUCAAAGCAAAAGAGUGCCAAAGACACAUGAGAGGUCAUAAUG